Molecule: messenger RNA, 5572 nt
Organism: Hypanus sabinus (Atlantic stingray)
Lineage: Eukaryota; Metazoa; Chordata; Chondrichthyes; Myliobatiformes; Dasyatidae
Product: sodium/potassium-transporting ATPase subunit beta-1-interacting protein 3
Exons: 6
Coding region: 158-700 (180 amino acids)
Biological process (GO): regulation of sodium ion transport
Source: RefSeq, a predicted model, not a curated record
UGUACUAGCCGCCUUCCUGCCUCCUCUCCAUUCUCCGCACCGCGUACAUGGAGUGACAUCCUACACCAGACUGCCAACUAGACUUCGCUGAUUGCGAUUCAAAAGGUGUAGAGAGACCUAAUCAGAUUCUUCCGGCAAGACUUUCCCUCCGGUUGGAAUGGGUUGCUGCACGGGUCGGUGUACUUUAAUAUUCCUCUGUACUUUACAGUUGUUGGCAGCAUUGGAGAGACAGAUCUUUGAUUUUCUGGGUUACCAGUGGGCUCCUAUACUGGCCAACUUCCUUCAUAUAAUUGUUGUCAUUCUGGGACUGUUUGGGACAAUUCAAUACAGGCCUCGCUACAUUGUGGUGUACACUAUUUGGACAGCCUUGUGGGUUGCCUGGAAUGUAUUCAUCUUCUGCUUCUAUUUGGAGGUUGGAGGACUCUCAAAGGAUAGUGAUCUGAUGACCUUUAAUAUCUCGAUGCACCGCUCGUGGUGGAGGGAACAUGGGCCUGGGUGUGUGCGGAAGGAGUUGACUGCUUCAGCCAGCAAAAGCUUGGAUGAUCGCACCUAUAUCUCAGUGACAGGCUGCAUUGUCGACUUCCAGUACCUGGAGGUUAUUCACAGCUCCUUCCAAAUACUACUGUCGCUCAUCGGCUUUGUCUAUGCCUGCUAUGUGAUCAGCGUUUUCACUGAAGAAGAGGACAGCUGUAAGUACUGAAAAAACGCCCGUCUCUGGAUCACUCCAGGGUCGAAGUAAAUGACUGAUAACAGAUGACCAUCAAUGAAGAGGCCGCUGGCAAUGAUAUAUUUCAAACUACAGGUCAGAGGAAAAGAAAAGGUUAUAUGUACUAUCAAAUGUGGGCAGGUACUCCCACAUAAUUAAUUUCUGACCAAAACUCAAGUCAAGGACUAAUUUUAGACAAAUCCAAGUGGAGAAUGAAAUACUUGGUUCUAGUUAUGACUGUUUUUUGUCCUUUGCUGUACGAUAAUGGUAUCUUGUAUGGAGCGUCUAGUUAAAGUAUGUACACUGUAGCAGACAGUGAAUUUGGUAAAGUGAUUUCUUUCAGGUAAAACCACUGUGCAAAAGGAAAGCAUUGCUGGAUUUGUGCUGAGAAUGAAUCAGUCCUUUGACAGUAGCAACAGUUUCUCUGUAGAAUAUUUAAAUGAUUCUGUUUUCAACUUGUAUAAAACUUUUUUAUGAAUUUAUGAAUUAUUAAUUCUUAACAUAUUUGUAAGAUAAUGUUAGCACCCCAGUAUUUUGUAGUCUUGUGAAUGUUGCAUUUUAUGUGAAAGAUAUCUUUUAGGCUAUUUAUGCAUUAUAGAGUAGGCGAUUAAAGGAACCUUUCAUCUCAUUAUUGCUGCAUUUCUCUCUCUGAUGUAGUUGAGGAUCUUGUAAGUCGUCUGCUGAGUGGAGCAUGUGACAUGGUUGUAGUAUCCUAACUGCCAGAUCCAAUUUACCAUUUGACAGUUUUAAAAAUCCUGGUCUCAGAGCCUACUGAAAACCACUCUCAAAGCCUUUAUCUGGAACACAUAAUAAUUAAAUUAAAAUACCCACAGACUUCAAAAUGUGAGAGGCUAGGAAUUCCAUCAUGCUUAAAGUGGAGCAAGUGGGUGGUUGGGGGUGGGUUCCUAUGCACAUCUGUUUAUUCAGGAUUGUAUUCGACUGUCUUUGACCAGAGUGGUCAAAAGCCCAAAGAAGAGGCUGGAAGAACCACACUGCUUUCUAUGCUACCCAUCAACAUUCCCUCACAAACAUUUCCCACCACAUUUGGGGCCGAACUUGCAGAUCUCACAUUCAUCCAUCAUAGAUGUGGAGAAAAAUCAAAUCAUCCUUCAGCACAAGAAAUUGCCUUAGAAGAAACAUGGGUGUUGAUCUAUAGGUAUUCACCCAUCUCUCUUCCAAAUAAUGUGUCUACUAAAUGUACGAAAGUAAAAGAACUGUGUGUUAUCAGUGCCACUAUAAAGGUACUCAAACAUUGUCUUAACAACCAAUAUCUGAGGGUGGUAAAUGCAGCUAAUGAACUGUAGAUAAUUCAGGUGCAAUGCUCUUGUAUCACUCCAAACAAAGGUCAAUAGUGCUCCUCCAGCUUCUCCUCUUCUUCCACUUUUGAUGCAAAGGGCAGCAUAGAUCAGUUAAUGCAUAUGAGGAAGACACAAGGUACACAAAAGGAUGGUUAGGUGAAAUGAGUGGGCCAGAAAUCACAAAAUGGAGUUGAAUAUGAAAAAUGCAAGACUCAAGAACAUUGUAAAGAAAAAUUAAGUGACAUCAGAAGGUUUUUAAGCACAAAAAUUACCAUGUAGGUCACAAAACAAUUAAGAAUGAUAGUAGAAUAUUGUCCUUUACAGAGUUUUAAUGCUGUAUAAUAGUUGAGAAGGUUUGAUUUAACUUCUGGUAGCAACUGGUGACCACUUCCAUCUAUAUUUAAGGAAUGACAUGCUCAGGAUGAAUAAGUCAACAGUGGGUUUGGGUUGUGUCUAUACUUACUAGAUCACAGAAGAACAUGGGGUGACCUGGGUGAAACAAGAGUUGGACUAGGUGGAUGCUGAUUGGUUAUUUCUACCUGUGGACAUAUACAGAACUAAGAAGUAUACUGUUAGAAUGAAGGAGUAUCUCCCAAUUCAAAUGGAGAUGUGAAGGAAUUUCUUUUCACAAGGUCAUGAAUAUUUAAAAGUCUCCAAUACAGGGAGUUGUGGGUGCUAGGUGUUUGAAUAAUUUGACAGACAUUUAAACUAUUCGGGAGUAUGAGGACUGAGUGGGAAAGGCAGCCCGAGGUCAGAAUUGGAUUCACUAUGAUCUUAUCGAAUGGGAGUGGUGGUUCAGUGAACUGAACGGCUUACAAUUUCCAAUGUUUGCAUUUAGCUUGUGGCCAAACAAUAAGAAGCUAGGUAAGAGAUGUACUGCAAAUUUCUCAAAUAAUCAAGGCUGCAUAUUCAUCAAUAACAUAAUUUUUGGAACCACUGCAAUUUGCAUUGUUUGCCAACAUUAAGCCUUUGACAAGUUCAGUGAUCAUGAAUGACAUUUGGAAGAGGUAACCAUUGACACUGAGGCAAAAUAAAAGGAGCAGUAGGUGCAGACUUGCAUGCUGUGCUGUGGGUGGUUACAAACAAACUUUGCAUUCAGGAAGAUGAUCUCAAACUUCUGAAAAAAUAUAUACUCAGAUGAUCCUGGGUUGUAGUCUAUGGGUAGCUUGCAAUGUCAGCUAAGUCAUAACUCUGCUCUUCCUCUGAGAAUAUGCAGCAUGUAGUGCCAUCCCGCUACCACGAAGGUGCACACAAUGCAAUGUCAGCUAUCCAAGCAGUAAGAGCACCACGACAUGAAAUACAAAGAUAACAAUGAUUGAUUGUGGUUUCCACUGGUAAUGUAUUUGAUUAGGUUGUCUUUACUGAACAAAGUCAUCUGAACUGUUGGCCUUUAUUGUUUUGAGGUACAAGAUAUGCUCAUUCAAUACAUUGUUGACAUAGCUGUCUACUCACUGUGCUAUUUUUGCCUUCUCCUCUGUCCAUCUUUUGGAUUGCUCCUACCCUCCAACAGCUCUGCAACAAUAUUAACCAUACUCAGAAUAGAUUGCAAAAUGGAGACCUCAGCCACCAUUAUAAAAUUUGUUGCCAGAAGUCAAAAGCACCUAGAGAAUAAAAAAUAUACACAAAGUACGAAAGCUGACUAAAAACCUUAGCAAAACAAUUAACGGAGAUAUUCAAAUCAGAGGUGCUUUGCUUUCAGCAAUAUCAAGGGUACAUUUUUAACAAAAUAUCUAAACAGAGGAGGCCUCAAAAUUCUGAUCAAGCACAUCCGUUGCCAAGUCCUUCCCAAAUAUCUUGUAAACACAACAAUUUCUGUUCCUCUGUCAGGAUUGGAACAACCCAGGCAAAAUUCAACUCUCAAUUUCAUAUUGUUCUUCCUGUUUGAUGCUGUUGAACUAUUCUUACUCGACAGGGUUCCUGGGCAACACUCCUCACUGUGCACCAAGCUCAACUAAAUUCAUUGCAUUUUCUCUAUAGCCAUCUGCAGCAACGGCAUUUGGAGGAGGAACUAAAAAAUAUAUUUAAUAAUUGACUCCAAUUAUUUUGGGUUCAAAGGAGACUGCAAAGAUCCUAUUUGUUUCAAAUGUUGCUAACACAUGUAUGUUAUUGGUGUUCUUUGAAUACUGGAUCUACUGCUUAGUACUGAUGAACAAAGCACAUUGUGCAUAACAUUUUUUUUGGAAAAAAAAAGAACUUGUACAUAUAUGCACAGUAAGUGUAUUGAGGGUGUUUGUUGAUAGUAUUUUAUGUAAACAAUUUUUACUUAUGUAGAAAGCCCAUCACUUGGGUACCUUGUAAAAACUCAUAUGGAUGGCAAAUACUCCACGUCAGCUGAAAAUGAUUAAAUUGUACAUUGGAUUACAACCAACUUGUAAGUAUUCCUUCUUUAUUGUAUCUUGAUUACUAAAUCAAUCUUUAGGGAAUCCUGUGCUCUUCGGCCAGAUAGGUCCCUUUGGAUUGGUGCUCACACAAACCAAAUGUAUUCAAGCUUAAUUUGUUGAGUACCGACUACAAAGAUCAAUUAAGGUGCUUAAUUAAGGUUUUCUUUCCAAAUGCACUCCAAGAUGCAGUUCACCGAUGCUGCUGGCACAGCUAAAUUUCAAGUCAUUGUGGAGACACAAGACACGUGAUGAUAGAAUCUGGAUGAGAAGACACGAGAUGCUAUGCGAGCUCAGCAGGUCAGGCAGCAUCUCUCAAUGCAAGUAUAGGCUUUUAACCCAAAACAUCAACCGUCCAUUUUCCUCCGUAGGUGCUGCGUGACUCGCUGAGAUCCACCAGCACCUCGAGGGUUGCUAAUUCAUCCACUGAUGCACUGGGAGGUAUGGGCCGUUUAUCGGCUGCCCUGCAAACACAGCACCAAUCCCCUACAAUAGCAAGUGCAAGCUGGAAAAUGUGGACUCAUUUUCAUACACUAGGAGCCACCUCUCAGCUAACUGAGACAGCAGUGCCCCCAGUGGCCUUCUUAGGAAAUUAAAGUUUGAAAAUUAGGUCCUCAAUCCAGCAUAAAGCUUGUGGUGCACUGGAUAGCAUUGAUCCCCUGGUUCCUGUUUGUUUCUCUAACACACAUAACUACAACGACAAUUGCAAAGCACCGGAGAGGAGUCAACAUGCAGCAAACACAAAAUCCACCAAAUACAUUCCUGGGACAUGCAAACCAGUACAUGCCAAAAUCCCCCUAUCAAUGCUCUAAAUACCUUUUAGUCAACUAUUAAUCGACACAUCAUGUUAUGUUAUACCUGACACCAGAUAUCAGAAACAAGCACCACAGCUCGGCUGCUGAAGGUCAGAGGAAAUGAUUCUGGAAGCCAUCUUGGUAAGUGUAGUGUCUCAGUGACUUGCCGGAAUAUGUAGCUCAUAUUUCUCAGGAUAGGAGAACAGCAUCUAAGCGUGUGUUAAAAGCAUUAAGAUCAACAGAAUUCUUUUUUGAAGUUAUGCACACUGCAUUACCAGCCUGUAGCCUGCACAGUUCCACCCCGACAGUAUUUUUAAAAAAUUGUUCUGACUCACCUUGAACAGUGCUAAGGAAUUAAGCACAUUGUGGUGCUAAGUUUCUUCAUGAGGAAUCUGA